Anoplopoma fimbria (sablefish) is the source of this 1759-nucleotide messenger RNA. RefSeq names its product mirror-image polydactyly 1 (gene mipol1). NCBI's taxonomy places the organism in Eukaryota, Metazoa, Chordata, Actinopteri, Perciformes, Anoplopomatidae. The record is from RefSeq and is a predicted model, not a curated record.
CAACAAGUUCCUUCAAACUUUCACAAAAAACUUUAUUUAAACAGCCGGAAGAGAAGCGGAAGUAUCCAACGUUACCGACGGCUUCAGAGAAACCAGUUCAGAGAGACCAGAGGAGACCAGUAUCACAUGGACACCAAGCAAAGAGCUCAGGGACUCUCUAGUGGACAUGUACAGAGAUAAUCCCAGAGUGAAUGAGGAGCUUCGACAGCGGCUGCCUUCACCUGCAACCCAGCAACUCAGCAACUCAACCCAGCAACUCAGCAACUCAACCCAGCAACUCAGCAACUCGGCCCAGCAACUCAGCAACUCGGCCCAGCAACUCAGCAACUCGGCCCAGCAACUCAGCAGCCCUGACAGAUCUGGGACUAACCUGAGCCUGGAGCAGACAGACUGUCCUCAGGGUCCUCAGCACCUCUCGGAGCCUCCGUCCUCCUGCUCCCCCUCCCCUCUGUCCAACAGGAGGUCUGUCUCUCCUGUCUCACCCCUUUUCCACAGGAGGUCUGUCUCCUCCAUUUCUCCUUUGUCCUCCAGGCCUCCAGGAGGUGCAAGGCAGAUGGAGUUGGAGCCCCCCAGCCGGGACCAUUCUCCUCAGGCAGAGAGCUGCAGAGACGGCCCUGAUGGAGGAGGAGCCUCCAGAGGACACCUGGUCCUCACUGAUGACAGCUCUCAUCAGGAAGUCAUGUCUGGACCAAUCACAGCGUCCGAUCCACUUCCUUCUUUUGAUCGAGACAAAAACGUUUCGUUUUUACUGAAAGAGCUCGACGACCUGAGAGGAAUCAACAAGAAGCUGCAGGAGGAGCUGGUCCAGAAGGAGAAGAAGCUGCAGAGGAGGGAGGUGGAGGAGGAGCUGAGGGAGGAGCAGAGGGAGGCCCGAGGCUGGGAGAGGCCUGCAGCCGUGUUGGAGGAGUUGUUAGCGGCUCAGAAGGACAGAGAUCAGGCUCUGAUGUCACGCCUUCUUCUGGCCAAUGAGGAGAGAGAUGAGGCUCUUCUUCGUGCACGUCAAGUGCAGCAGGCUGCUGAGGAGGAGAAUCUUCCCCCCGAGGAUCCCGACAUGGACGUGGACGAGCUCCUUCGGUGUGUUUGUGAUGCCGACUCCGUCCAGGAAGUCCAACAGUUUGGUUCAGUUCUGGUUCAGCAUCUACGGUUGGCAAGGCAACGGAGAAAUGACAUCACCGCUCAGGAGAUGAAAGCUGUGAUGGAGGAGAGAGACGGCUCCGUCGCCAAGUGUAAACGAUUGGAACAGGAUGUGAUCCAGGAGAGAGAGGGGCGAGCAAGAGAGACGGAGCUGCUGAGUCUUCAGAGACAGAUGGGCGUGGCUCUGGAUGACCAACAACGGCUGGAGGCGGAGCUCCAAGUGCUACAAGCCAAUCACAGCUCUCAGGACCUCCUCAACCCUCUUGCAUCGUUGCCUAGUGAAGGCGUCUCUCCAGCAGGUUCGUUGAUGGCAUCUCAUCAGACCUCGCCCCCUCACCCCCCUCAGGCCCCACCCCUGCUGGUCCAGGUGCAGCAGCUGUCGAGGGAGAAGCAGAACAUGGAGGCGGAGCUUCACCGCUGUCAGGAGGCGGAGCGAGAGGCCAGCGAGAGAGUCCGCAAGUUGGAGCGUCUGGUUGAUGUCUUGAGGAAGAAGGUUGGAACAGGAAGUCUCCGAUCCGUCGUCUGAUCUCCAACAUAAAUCUUUUUUUUAUUUUUGUGUUCAGUUGUAACUGAAAUAUGAAAACAUGAUAUUUGUAGUAUUGAAGUGAAUAAAAUCUUUCUUUUA